Messenger RNA from Pleurotus ostreatus (oyster mushroom), 2580 nucleotides. RefSeq lists its product as uncharacterized. Lineage: Eukaryota; Fungi; Basidiomycota; Agaricomycetes; Agaricales; Pleurotaceae. The transcript is spliced from 9 exons. Gene Ontology annotation, molecular function: ubiquitin protein ligase activity; protein binding. Bases 1 to 2580 code for a protein of 859 amino acids. The record is from RefSeq and is a predicted model, not a curated record. Gene Ontology annotation, biological process: ubiquitin-dependent protein catabolic process.
AUGUCAGUAGCGCCGGGCCCAGCAUUGAAGAAGAAAAUUAGAGUUACUGUUGUGGCCGCGGACGGUCUUUCAAAGCGCGAUGUUUUCCGCCUUCCAGAUCCGUUUGCAGUGAUCACUGUCGAUGCUGAACAAACUCACACGACCAGUGUCAUCAAGAAAACACUCAACCCUUACUGGAACGAGAGCUUCGAUAUCACGGUUCAGGACUCCUCAGUCAUCGCCGUACAAAUCUUCGAUCAAAGGAAGUUCAAACGUCGCGAUCAAGGAUUCCUAGGUGUGGUGAAUGUAAAGGUUACGGAUGUUUUGGAUCUGCAAUUGGGCGGUCAUGAGAUGCUCACGUUGGACCUCAAAAAGUCCAACGAUAACCUGGUGGUUCACGGGAAACUCAUCAUCUAUCUCUCCACCAAUGUUACGCAACCCAUCUCGAACCCGGGCCCUUCUCAAAGCAGCUCGCUUGCCACUGCCUUCGCUGACAUGGGCUUGAACGCGACUCCCGGUUCCCCUACUUCCAGUCAUGCUAAUCUGACUCCCUCAACGUCCACAACGGCCGCUCUUUCCCGAACCCCAUCUUCCCACGCCACAGGUCUUGACACUGGAAAUAGUGCCCAUAUCACGAUGCCCACACCUAGCCUUCCUGUUGUCACUCCUGGACAAGAGGAUCCUCAGCAGCAGCAGCAACCAAAUCCGUCGACGAGCCCCGGCUCGCGCCCCGUCAGCGCGACUAGCCCUGUCGUUGGCGCCGGUUCAUCCGCCCCUCAAGCACAACCUUCUCCCGCAAGCCAAUCAGGCACCCCUCAAAUGCGUAACUUCAAUCCAAAUGUAGAUCAAUAUGGUCCAUUACCUGGCGGCUGGGAACGUCGCAUUGAUCCUUUGGGCCGAACCUACUAUGUCGAUCACAACACUCGCAGCACGACUUGGAACCGUCCUUCAGCCAACCCAGCCGUUAACACCAGCACUCAAGAUAGCGAGACGAAUGCAGCCAGAGACCAACACUCCAGGCGAAUUCUGGCUGAUGACCUGCUGGAAGCUAAUAACGCCAAUAACGCUCGUAGCCAGUCGGGCACACCUGCGCCCCCAGGUCAAGCAAUUGGGCCUGGUGCUAUCGCUGCUGGAAACAAUGCUACGACUGCUGGCUCUGGACCUCUCCCGAAUGGAUGGGAAGAGCGCUAUACGCCUGAGGGACGCCCCUACUAUGUGGAUCACAAUACACGGACUACCACCUGGGUGGACCCGCGACGCCAGACUGUUAUACGAGUCAUGGGGCCCAAUGGACAAGGCGCUGCUUUACAGCCACAGAUAUCACAACUCGGUCCUCUGCCCUCGGGCUGGGAAAUGCGUCUCACUUCCACCGCCCGUGUCUACUUCGUUGAUCACAACACAAAGACCACGACAUGGGAUGAUCCUCGCCUCCCAUCCUCCCUGGACUCCAAUGUUCCUCAGUAUAAGCGUGACUUCCGUCGCAAGCUCAUCUACUUCCGAAGUCAGCCCGCAAUGCGUGCGCAACCUGGUAACUGUCAAAUCAAGAUCAGACGCAAUCACAUUUUCGAGGACAGUUAUGCUGAGAUUAUGAGACAAACACCCAACGAUCUCAAGAAACGACUGAUGAUCAAGUUCGACGGAGAGGAUGGUCUAGAUUACGGUGGUCUCUCAAGAGAAUUCUUCUUCCUGCUUUCGCAUGAAAUGUUCAAUCCUUUCUACUGCCUAUUCGAAUAUUCCGCUCACGACAAUUAUACCCUACAAAUCAACCCAGCCUCGGGGGUCAACCCAGAGCAUCUCAACUACUUCAAGUUCAUUGGCCGCUGUCUUGGUCUCGGCAUCUUCCACCGUCGCUUCCUGGACGCUUAUUUCAUCGUCAGUUUCUACAAGAUGAUACUCAGGAAGAAAGUUACUCUUUCUGAUCUGGAGAGUGUCGAUGCUGAACUGCACCGAGGCUUGACGUGGAUGCUGGAGAACGAUAUCACCGAUGUUAUCGACGAGACAUUCACUGUUACUGAGGAACGAUUUGGUGAAAUGGUUACAAUCGAACUCAAGGCUGGAGGCGCAGACGUCCCUGUUACCCAGGAUAACAAGAAAGACUACGUUGACCACGUCGUGGAGUACCGAAUCUCCAAGCGUGUGAAGGAACAAUUCGAAGCAUUCAUGUCUGGUUUCAGCGAGUUGAUACCGCAGGAUCUCAUUACUGUCUUCGAUGAGCGCGAACUAGAACUGUUGAUCGGUGGCAUGUCCGAGAUUGAUGUUGAUGACUGGACGAAGUACACCGAUUACCGAGGUUACGAAAUGAAUGACGAAGUCAUCCAGUGGUUCUGGAAGUGUGUGCGCAGCUGGCCUCCAGAGCGAAAGUCUCGUUUGCUGCAGUUUGCUACCGGAACAUCCCGUAUCCCAGUCAAUGGAUUCAAGGAUCUGCAAGGAUCUGAUGGUCCCCGUCGUUUCACAAUUGAAAAGGCUGGCGAUCCUUCUCAAUUGCCCAAGAGUCAUACCUGCUUCAACCGCAUCGACCUUCCUCCGUAUAAAGACUAUGCGAGCUUGGAGCAGAAGUUGACACUUGCUGUUGAGGAAACCGUUGGCUUCGGUCAAGAAUAG